Molecule: messenger RNA, 3863 nt
Organism: Drosophila biarmipes
Lineage: Eukaryota; Metazoa; Arthropoda; Insecta; Diptera; Drosophilidae
Product: calcium-binding protein 4
Exons: 8
Coding region: 1335-2471 (378 amino acids)
Molecular function (GO): calcium ion binding; enzyme regulator activity
Source: RefSeq, a predicted model, not a curated record
CACAGUUAGUUGUGUGCCGAUUCGCCGCGCCUGGAAGCGGAAGUUGCGGAAAAAUCCAGCACGUCUGAGUUUGUCCGAGUUUCGUACCGAAAAGCACUGGAUUGCCAACUUGCGUGACCCAACCGACACGACUUCCCAAUCAAAAGCGGGAGUCCCAAGAUGACCUAAGCCACGAGAUCGCUAGAAAAGCACAAUACAAGAGUAACUUCAAAAUGAGUCUGGCAUUUUUCAAACAGUUGCCGGACGGAAACUACAAGCGCCUGCCAGACGAGAACCAAAAGCCCAAGGCUGUUUUGAACCUAGUCAAAGAUCCUCUGACUGGUGCUUACAGGGUGCUUCCGCGAAUUCCAAGCUCUGCCAACCAAGUUCCUUAUCCCUUCCCACCUCAGAAUGGUGUUCACGGGCCUGUUCAAGAACCUCGGAGUCAACCUCCGCCACUGACGCCAAUUCGAGGACCUCGGCAAGAACAUCUGCUCUCGCUAAAAGCUUUCGAGCAGUCAUCGGCCCUCGGAACUGUUUCUGACUUUAGAGAACUAGCUUUAAGGCCCAUCAAAGACUUUUCGGAUCUGCACCCACACCCGAUGGAAGUCGAUGAGCAAUCGUCCUCCGGGGGCCUGUGUGGUGUGGGUCAGAGUGGGGGGCCCUUUCUAGAACCUACAAAACUACCACUUCAGGUGAAAGUCGGCCCAUCAUUGUCCCACGGGAAUGUAACUAAUGCUAAAGGGAACUCAGCGGGGCUUCUGAUUUUAAAGCCAAAGAGCUAUAUUUUUAAACCCAACAAACACCCACAUAUCCGAAGUGUUCUGAAGCCCAUCCAAAAAGAAGCCAUGAGGCAUUCGCCACUGAGGAAAAUCGAGGAGUUACUGGCUUCGGGGGAGGUGAUUAAGCUCGGUUCGAGGAACAAGCCGAGGACAGUCCCGAGUCAACGCUGUCACUCUGAUGCCGAUCCAAAGCAGCCUGGGGAGCAGGAACCGCUUUUAAACGGGGCAUUCGACAGCUCCAAAAUCAUGACCAUGGAGGAAAUCGAGGACGAGCUCCGGAAUCCGCUCAGGGAUGACUGGAUGACUUGGUCGUCGAUGAGCGAGGAGAUCACCGACCUGGUCCAGAACCGUUUCGAAAUGGAAAGACGGCGUUCGAUUUGGAAUUUGCAUAUCCCGUGAACCGAAAGCGGUUGCCAGCGUAGGAGGAGUGCCUGUCAGGAGGAGCAGCAGGAUUCUUUGCCGCAGAUCCCCUGAAGCGGGAGGAAGGCCGCCACAUUGGAAGGAAAACGGCUUUUCACGGCAGUUAAUAAAUUUUUAACUGGUUCAACCAUCGCCCGCGAGUUCCGGCAGCUAAUGACGAGGAACGCGGUGAGUGGCGAUGAACCCGACGAGGAGCAGACGUCAGCAGAUGGCGCCGAGGGGGAGGAUCAGGAAAACCAUGCGGAGCAGGAUCAGGUCGAACCGGCAGUGGAUAGUGGCCACCAUCUGGGCAGGGAACAGCAUCCAUCAACAGAGCAGCGACGUCAGAGGCCGCGAAAGAAACUAACGGCCCCCCAGGAAAAGCAACCACAACGAAGUGCUGCCACUGCGCAUCUGGAACAGGCGGAUGCAGAUGCGGACACGGACUCCAGCUCCUGCGAGGGCAUGAAGGUGGCUCAGCGGAGCAGCACGCGGGUCAGCCACGCACAGAACAACCUGCAGGAGGAGGACCUGGAAGACUUCGACUACGACGAGGAGGAGGAGGACGACGGCGAGGAGGAGUCCUACGACGACCAAGAGCAGUCCUCGAAUCACGGAGGUCGACGUCCUCCGCGAACCGCCUUGAGUGUCCGCAGCAGACGCAAGACGAAAACCCGUCAAAUAUCCUAUGCUCCCUCGGACUUGGAGUUGGGCAUCGGCGACGGGGCGGACCUGUUCGAAGGCGAGUCCCUGGACAAGCGCAGAGGCAUCUCCAAGGGGCAGAUGCGGGAGUUCCGCGAGGCCUUCCGGCUGUUCGACAAGGACGGCGAUGGCUGCAUCACCAAGGAGGAGCUGGGCACUGUGAUGCGAUCGCUGGGUCAGUUUGCCAGGGUCGAGGAACUGCAGGAGAUGCUGCAGGAAAUCGACGUGGAUGGCGAUGGGAACGUGAGCUUCGAGGAAUUCGUUGAUAUCCUCUCGAACAUGACAUAUGAAGACAAGUCUGGUCUGUCCAUUGCCGAUCAGGAGGAGCGGGAAUUGCGCGACGCGUUCCGCGUUUUCGAUAAGCACAAUCGCGGAUAUAUCACAGCAUCCGACUUGCGAGCGGUACUGCAGUGUCUGGGCGAAGAUCUCGACGAGGAGGACAUCGAGGACAUGAUCAAGGAGGUGGAUGUGGAUGGCGAUGGGCGCAUCGAUUUCUACGAGUUCGUUCACGCUUUGGGGGAACCGGAAGAUUCCCAAGAGAACGACGACGAGGAGGAUAAUACCACAUCGCCGUUGCCCACGCCCAAAUCGACUCUCAGUUACGAUUAAUCGAUAAUCGACUUCGUUACAUUCCCAAGUUGAUCGAAAUUCUGCAGACGAGUCGAAGUUACAAUAAACAAUAAAUUAAACCGAUACUCGAGCCACGGACGGUCGAUCUGCAAUAAAAUGAACCGCUAAGGAUGUUCAUCAAUAAUCGAACGACGAAGACUCGAAGGGUAUCGUUUUUUUCUUAUCAACUUUUUCGACUUCUAAGCCAUAGUUAAUCGAUAUGAAAUAGAUUGACCUUCAUUAGCCAAACAAAUUAAAGAUAACUCAUCAAAUUUAUUACAUUUAAAGUGAGAGAACGCACAGCUAAUCAAAUUAAAAUGGUUAUUAAAUAUAUACAAUAUAGCCUAUUGAAUAAUCAAAUUCCGAAACACUUAACCGGUAAACGAUUUACUUUACAUCGAUAUAUGAAUCUACACCAGUCGGCAUAAGUAUUUUGACAAAACAAAUGUUAAGUAACGUUUAACUUUUGGCAUCAAUGGAGAGGUAACUAAAAUGCCGUUUGAAUGAUACAAUACUUUUCUUAACUUAUUCGAUAUUUAUUGAAAAGGACGAUUUUUUGUGAAAAUAUACUUUUAAAAAUUUGUUUGUGUCCUGAAAACUUAAAUUUCUUAAAUAAAAAAAUCUCUCCAAGCAAAAAUAAUAGUAACUGCAAAAACAAUUUUUCAAAAAUGAACUUCGUGGUAUAUUUCAAGAUAUUUUGAAGGUGAUAAUGUCGGAAAAAAUGUGUAUGAAAAAGGGAAAUAUGGCUCAUAUGCAUAUGCCUAAACAUUUUCAAAAAAUCAUAAAAAAUAUUUAAAAAAUCAUUUUUGAAAAAAAAUUUGUUGCUGUUAAAUGAAGCAAGUUCAAGUUACGAGUAUGCUUAGCUUUUGUUUCGUCAAAGUACUUAUGCCGACUAGUGUAACUCCAAUUUUAAAUCGCAAUAUCUACCUUUCAACUGAAGUCCAAUUGGAAAUCAAACCCAUUUCUAGCUUGUAACCAGUAAAGAUAACCUAUUAUAUCUACCAAGUCCACGGGUUUUUCCAACUUAACAGCACAAGUACAUAUAUUUCAAGACAUAUCAUUGAAGACGCCUCGGUAAAUGUGUUUUGUAGGCCCCACUGAACCCAUCCUUAUAAAUAUAGACCCCUAGGUUUUUGACUCCCCAUGUUUGCCCCUUUCUCUCAUUACACUUUGUACUUGCAAUGUGUAAUUCGAAUAAAUUUAAUUGUUUAGGAAACGUUUGCUCAGUUAUUGCUGCUGCCGUAGAGCAUAAAAAAUAAUACAACUUAUACUCGCUAAUACGAAAUUCUUUAAGUAUAGUACGAACAAUUUAAUGUAAUUUACAAUUUACAGUUUUAAUCAAAAUUAAAAAAUCCCAACAAACGAAAAUAUGAAUAAAAUGAUUAAAAAGAA